Loxodonta africana (African savanna elephant) is the source of this 2870-nucleotide messenger RNA. RefSeq names its product dihydrodiol dehydrogenase (gene DHDH). The record is from RefSeq and is a predicted model, not a curated record. Gene Ontology annotation, molecular function: nucleotide binding; D-xylose 1-dehydrogenase (NADP+) activity. NCBI's taxonomy places the organism in Eukaryota, Metazoa, Chordata, Mammalia, Proboscidea, Elephantidae. The coding region runs from base 1828 to 2832 and encodes 334 amino acids. Gene Ontology annotation, biological process: D-xylose catabolic process. The transcript has 7 exons.
UCCCAAAGCCAACUCUUCAGACAGGGAUUGGACUGGACAAUGGGAUGGAGAGGGAUGCUGGUGAGGAGUGAGCUUCUUGGAUCAGGUGGGCACUUGGGGCUAUGUUGCCAUCUCCUGCCUGGAAGGGAGGUGAGAGGGUAGAAGGAGUUAGAAGGUGGAGAAAUGGACAAGAAAAGAGAGUGGAGGGAGGGAGUGGCCUGUCUCAUUAUGGUGAGAGCGAAUGGUAGUAUGUAGCCAUGUGUGUAUAAGUUUUUGUGAGAGACUGACUGGAUUUGUAAACUUUCACUUAAAGCACAAUAAAAAAAAAAAAAUCAGACUGACUGGUCUGACAUAGACUGGGACGGCCAAGACUAUGACCCUAAGACGUCCUUCUGACCUGGAACUGAAGCCAUCCCUGGAUAUCACGUUCCAGCCAAAUACACAAGCUCAUAAAAUAAACAAUAACACCCAAGAGGAACAUGCUCCUUAGCACAAUUAUACGAGAUCAAAAAGGCAAUAUUUGUCAAAAACAAACAUGAGAAGACAGGAAGGAGUAGACAAUCAGAACGAAAAGAAAUGGGGAACCCAAGACAGAAAUGGGGAGAGUGCUGACUGACACAUUGUGGGGAAUGAAACCAAGGCCACGAAACACUUUAUGUACUAUCGAAUGGGAGUCUAAUUUGCUCUGUAAUCUUUCACCUGAUGCACACAUACCCAUACAAUAAAAUAAUAAUAAUAAUAAUGAUAACAGGACCUACCUCACAGGGUUGUUGUGAAGGUUAUAUGAGUCAAUAUUUGCAAAGCAUGUAGCACAGAUGGCCCGGCCUACGAACUUUGCAAAUAAAAGCAUGCAGAAACGGGUAAAUAAACCAUGGCACAUCCAUUUGAUGCAAUAUUAUCAGAGACAAAAAGAAAUAAGCUCUCAAACCCCAAAACGACAUGGAGGAAGCUUAAAUGCUUAUUGCUAAGUGAAAGAAGUCAGUCUGACAAAGUUACCUAUUGUAUGAUGCCAACUCUAUGACAUUGCAGAAAAGGCAAAACCACAAUGAAAAGAUCGGUGGUUGCCAGGGCCUCAGGGGGCGCUUGGGAAGGAUGAGUAGGUGGAGAACCAAGCACUUGUAGGGCAAAGAAACCAUUCUGCUUGGUAAUGGCAGACAUUAUGCAUUUAUCAAAACCCAUAGAACUUUACAACACAGGUAGGGAACCCUAAUGUGACCUAUGGACUCUAGUUACUAAGAAUGUGCCAGUAUUGGUUCGUAGAUUGUAACAAAUGUAUCUCCUAAGGCUGCGUGGCUUUCUCACCAAAAACUGGGUGGAGGUGGGACAGGGCCACAACAAAACUAACCAAACCACCCAAACCCAUUGCCAUGGAGUCCUUUCCGACUCAAAAUGACCCCAUAGGACAGAGUACAGCUGCCCCAUAGGGGUUUCACUGAGCGGCUGGUGCGUUUGAACUGCUGCCCUUUUGGUUGGCAGCCGAGUUCUUAACCACGGCACUACCAGGGCUCCGCAACAAAGGGCAGGGGGCAGAAAAUUAGAACUAUCUCCCCCAAAAGGGUCAGAGUUGACAAGAAGGCCUUACAGACAGGCGUUUGGAGUCUUGCCGCGCCGACGAACUAAAAGCCUAUCUGGGGCCCGCCUCCCACAUGCCCGGGUAAAGCAGAGCCGACUUCGCGCUCUUCCAGUGGGGACGCUGGAACUGGCUCAUCUCGCCCUUUCAGGCGUGGCCUUUCCGAGGCCAAUGAGCGUUGGGAAUGGACGGACCCUCCCCGUGGGGGCGGAGGGACCAGAGCUUUAAUUUAAGCCGGGCAGCCCCUCCCCGAGGCUUUGGGACUCCGGUUGGUGGCGAUGGCGCUCCGCUGGGGCAUCGUAUCUGUGGGUCUCAUCUCCAGCGACUUCACGACGGCGCUGCAGACGCUGCCUCGCUCAGAGCACCAGGUGGUGGCGGUGGCGGCCCGCGACCUGAGCCGGGCGAAGGAGUUUGCACGGAAGCAUGACAUCUCCAAAGCUUACGGCUCCUAUGAGGAGCUAGCCAAGGACCCGAACGUGGAGGUGGCCUACAUUGGCACCCAGCACCCCCAACACAAGGCUGCAGUGAUGCUAUGCCUUGCAGAGGGCAAGGCCGUCCUCUGCGAGAAGCCCAUGGGCGUGAACGCUUCAGAAGUGCGCGAAAUGGUUGCUGAGGCCCGAUCCAGAGGCCUCUUCCUUAUGGAGGCCAUCUGGACCCGCUUUUUUCCUGCCUCAGAGGCUCUGAGGGCCGUUCUGGCCCAGGGAACCCUGGGGGACCUUCGGGUGGCCCGGGCAGAAUUUGGGCUAAACCUAACCCAUUCGGCCCGGUCUGUAGACUUGGCGCAGGCUGGCGGGGGCCUGCUGGACAUCGGCAUCUACUGCAUCCAGUUCAUCUCCAUGGUCUUCGGUGGGCAGAGGCCUGAGAAGAUCUCAGCGAUGGGAAGGCUCCAUGAAACCGGUGUGGAUGAUACAGUCACUGUGCUGCUGCAGUACCCAGGAGGGCUCCACGCCAGCUUCACCUGCAGCAUUACCGCCCCGCUGUCCAACACAGCCUCUGUGAGCGGCACCAAGGGCAUGGCCCAGAUUCUCAAACCCUGCUGGUGCCCAACAGAGCUGGUGGUGAACGGGGAGCAUAAGGAGUUCCCGCUGCCCCCAAUUCCGAACAAGUGUAAUUUUACAAACGGGGCAGGCAUGACUUAUGAGGCCAAGCAUGUCCGCGAAUGUCUGCGCAAGGGCCUGAAAGAGAGUCCUGUGAUCCCCCUGGCAGAAAGUGAGCUCUUGGCUGACAUCCUCGAGGAGGUGAGGAAAGUCAUUGGCGUCACCUUUCCCCAAGACAAACAUUGAUGCCUGCCCUGAAUCAAUAAAGACACAGUUUCCACAAA